UGUGAUGCUGAAUUGUACACGCAUUUAAAUCAGUCCAAUCGUGCCCAUCGGGGGCGCAUCAUGCCUUCUCCCUACGAGGCCUUACAGAACCACAUAUAACUUUCAACCCUUUACUAUCGGGAUGGGACCAAAUGUAAAUAUUAUCCCUUUGACAUAUUUAUUCGGGCCGCAAUGGCUCUUGAAAUGAAAGGGCUCCUCCUUAUAUUGUUUUGCGUACUCUGCGUUGGAACUGGAAACGAAAGUCUCGAAAUUUUCGACGUGCUGUCCGUGGUGCAAGAUGGCGCAUUACCUGAAGGAGUAACACGGGUGCCAGGCCGAUGUCAGUCGCCUGGCACACCCGAAACGGAAUCUACGGCUUUCUCUCUCAACGAGAAUGCGACUCUUCACCAACUAUCGGCUGGAAUGUUCUUUAACACGUUCCCUGAAGACUUCUCAAUUUUAGCAGUAGUACGUCUAUCGGCAGGUACAGACCAAAAUCCUCUUUUUGUUCUGUAUUCGGAUGCCGGCGACGAACAAUUGCAGUUGGUUAUUGGUGAACUCAUAGAGUUGUACUACGAGGAUACGCGAGGCCAACCUGAAGAUCACGAACUGCUCACAUAUCGAGUUAAUAUUGCUGACGAAAAGUGGCAUAGAGUGGCAGUUAGCAUUAAGGGUGAUUCCGUGACAUUACUCGUUGACUGCGAGAUAAGUGGCACGUUGCCUCUGAGGCGACAUCCUGGCAGCACUUUUAAUUUAGCUGGCGUUUUAGUCGUCGGUACUCAAGUAACUCCCGACCAGUAUUACGAGGGCGAUAUUGAAUUGCUCCAAUUCGCUAAUCAACCGGACCUUGCGUACGACAUGUGUAUUUCUGUAGCACCAGAUUGUGGAUCAUUUGGACCAUACGACUAUGAAUCAUUGAAUUCGGUGAACGAAUUCGAUAAAGUACCUGAUUACGCAGCUACACAACCAUCGGUUAGCGAAAAUGACAAAUAUGAUCAGUUUGGACAACGAUUAUACACUGAUAAAAACCAAUCCGAAACCUUAUGGGCAGCUGCUAGCAGAGAACUGACAACAGCGAGGCCGUAUUGGCAAGUGCCAGAUUCUUAUGGGUUCACUGUACCAUAUCCGGUUUCCACCGACGACGAUGAAAACAGCAUUUUCGGCAGAUUUACUGACACCGAUGAAUACAUACCUACACUAUCUAGUAUUGAAGUCAGUCCCACUGGAUCAUCCGGUAUUGUCACUGUUACGGGGAAACGAGAUAUUGACAGUGAUACGGAAGUCCCUACGCUUACUACGACAGAAUCAUCCUAUCCGUCCAUCACAACGACCGAAGAUACCGACUGGCUCACACAUUCGCCUAACUUUAGCGAGGGUAACGUAUCAACAAGAUACGACACAUCAGACAGUUACUAUGACUAUGGAAGUACAGGGACGUAUAUGGGUCCACGUGGAUAUCCUGGGCCCCCAGGUCCACAAGGACCAAGAGGACCUAAAGGUGAACCGGGUAAGCCCGGUGGAGAGGGUCAACAAGGGUUUCCUGGAGCUCCAGGACAUGUUUUCGUAGUUCCGAUACAACAACCGGGCAAUGAAAAAGGGCCUGAUGUACAAUCUGAAGCACUUCGUCAAAUACUUACUCAACACAUGGCUGCAAUGAGAGGAGCAGAAGGUCCUAUGGGUCUUACAGGACCACCUGGUCCAGAGGGAGAUAUCGGGCCAGAAGGAUCAAAGGGCGAGUCAGGAGAUCAAGGAGAACCAGGACCACCAGGCCCAAGAGGCUUACAAGGACCACCGGGGCGAUUGGGUCGGAGAGGCCACGCAGGUAGAGAUGGUGAACGCGGUUCUCCUGGACCUCCUGGGCAGAAAGGGGAACAGGGUUAUCCUGGACAAACGGGAAUGCCUGGUGAUAAAGGAGAAAGAGGCACACCAGGGCAACAAGGAGAAGCUGGUGCUCCUGGACUAGAUGGACCUCCGGGUGAUGAUGGACCACCUGGUCCUCAAGGAUUAUCCGGGGAACUGGGUCCAAGAGGCUUUAUAGGACCUCGUGGAUUUCCGGGAUUAAUCGGAUAUCCUGGUAUACCGGGAAAUGAGGGACCGCAAGGAACUAAAGGAGCUGCUGGACAGCCUGGCUCACCCGGGUCACCAGGCCAACCAGGCCCUAUGGGUCCUGCCGGCUCACCUGGGCCUCAGGGUUCUAUUGGUGCUCCAGGCAUUCAAGGUCCGCAAGGCAAACCAGGAAUAUCAGGACUUCCAGGCCCCGAAGGCUCGCCAGGAACUCCUGGUACGCCUGGACAACAAGGCUCACCUGGUGAAGUAGGAUCCCCAGGACCACAAGGAAUGUUAGGCUUUCCAGGAUCUCGAGGAUUAAAAGGCGACGAUGGACCAAGGGGCUUAUCCGGUGACAAGGGAGACAAAGGAAUCAGAGGACUUGAAGGAGAAAAGGGUGAAAUAGGCCCUAAAGGAGAACGUGGAUUAGUCGGAGAGUCUGGCCCGCCAGGCAUUGAAGGACCUGAAGGACAAAAAGGUACAGAAGGGCCUAGAGGAGAAACAGGAUCUAUUGGUCCUUCCGGUGAAAAGGGCGCGACUGGACCUCAAGGCCCAUCUGGGUAUCCUGGAACUCAAGGAGAAAAGGGAGACAAAGGAGCGGCUGGGAGGCGUGGACGACGAGGAACAAAAGGAAUAAUGGGAUUGAUUGGAAUACCAGGAGAUCGUGGUGAAGGCGGACCAAGAGGCUAUAGAGGGCCACGCGGACGUAGAGGUUCGGAUGGGCCGCCAGGGCCUAAAGGUGAUACAGGCCAACCUGGUCCCCCUGGUUCUGUUGGUGAGCGUGGCCCACAGGGAUUAGAGGGUCCACGCGGAUUUCCGGGCAAUAUGGGACCACCGGGUACAGAUGGCAAACCCGGAUUACCUGGUACGCCAGGAGAAAGAGGACCUACGGGAGAAACUGGAUCAUCCGGAUUACCUGGUCCGCCUGGACUAACUGGACCACAAGGACAAAACGGUGAUCCUGGACCACCCGGACUCCAAGGACCUUCCGGUAUACCAGGGACACCAGGAGAAGUAGGAGCGCCUGGUGACAUGGGUAAAGAUGGUCCCCCAGGACCAUCUGGUCCCGAGGGUAAACCUGGACCUGUCGGUCCUCCUGGUUCACCUGGACCUAACGGCGAACCAGGACUACCAGGAGUGCCUGGAACACCUGGAUCUAAAGGAGAUCUCGGCCCACCGGGUCCACCAGGAGUAAGGGGUGAUAAAGGUGAACAAGGAGAAGCUGGGCGAGAAGGAUUACAAGGUCCCAUGGGCCGUGAAGGACCACGAGGAUCGCCAGGGCCAGGCGGACAGAAGGGAGAAAUCGGGGAACCUGGUGCUAUGGGUACUGUCGGUCGCGACGGUCUACCCGGACCAAGAGGGUUGACGGGCACUCCAGGGCCAGUGGGGCCCCCAGGGGAGGAUGGUGACAAAGGAGAUGCUGGGCCUCCAGGAGAAAAGGGCUUUAAGGGUGCAAUGGGGGAACCAGGUCCCAUUGGCUCACCAGGAAUACAAGGUUUAAGAGGAGAGCCCGGCCCUGUCGGACUACCAGGAGAUAAGGGUCCCCAAGGUGAUCCCGGGCCACCUGGAAUACCUGGGACUGAUGGCGCUCGAGGACCCCCUGGACCAACUGGAAAAAAUGGACCAGAAGGCUCGAAAGGCGAUCAAGGAGUAAAAGGAGACAGGGGAGAUAAUGGACCUAUAGGGCCACCUGGGCCUGCUGGUCUUACUGGGCCUCCUGGACGACGAGGUCCAAAGGGAAAUCAAGGAGAUCAAGGCCUUAGAGGACCUGAAGGAGAACAGGGAGAAGUAGGAAGUCCAGGUGCUACUGGACCACAAGGACCUCAAGGGCCAGAAGGGAAAAUUGGGCCCAGAGGACCGGUCGGACCAAAGGGGGAAGAUGGUGCACCAGGACUCCAAGGAGAAACAGGUUCAAAAGGCCUUCCUGGACCAGAGGGAUCUAAAGGAGACCCUGGACCAUCUGGUUUUCCCGGAGAUCGAGGAGAACCAGGGCCACAAGGAAUAAAGGGUGAACCGGGUUCAGACGGGCCAGAGGGGAGUACAGGCCCACCAGGCCCACCUGGACCCACGGGCCCAAUAGGAAAACCAGGGGAAACUGGAAUGCCCGGCAGCCCCGGCACGGAAGGACCAGCAGGCGCUCAAGGAAGCCCUGGUUUACCAGGUGAAAAGGGAGACACCGGUCCUAAGGGUUCUCCUGGUGAUAUGGGCCCUGCUGGUGCAAUGGGAUUGACUGGACCGGAAGGUCAACGAGGUUUAAGAGGACUUCCGGGCCCACCAGGAGAUGUGGGACCACCUGGCUUUAUGGGACCAUCUGGUGCACCAGGUACCUCUGGGCCGCCAGGCCUACAAGGAUUAAAGGGUGACAAAGGAAACAGAGGACCAAAAGGGCAUAUUGGAGAAACGGGGCCAAUGGGUAUAAAAGGAGACCAGGGAGAAAUAGGAAAGCAAGGGCCACAGGGUCUUACGGGCCCUGCAGGACCAAAAGGCGACAUGGGUCCUGUCGGACCUGCAGGUGGUAAAGGUGAUAUUGGACCUAUUGGGCCGGUCGGAGCAGAAGGCCCCCUCGGGCCUAAAGGUUCACCGGGACCUGAAGGUCGACCAGGUCUACCUGGACCACCGGGAGCACCUGGCCCUCCAGGUCCUCCAGCAUUAGCGCCACAAUUACCCGCUGGGCUAUUUAUGUCUAGUAGAAAACGACGAAGUCUAGAUGAUGAUCCAAUGGAGACUGCGACAGAAGAUACUUUCGAUGACGCGGAAGAAGUUGAAUGGGCGCAUGAAAUCAUGUCAGGAGUUAUCGCCGCACGAACAGCUGUGGAAACGGCAAAGAGACCUUGGGGUACGAGAUCGAAUCCUGCGCUAUCUUGCAAAGAUCUACGGACUUCACACGUCAAUUUAACUGAUGGUUACUACUGGGUUGAUGCACGAGGAGGUGGUGGACGUCCCAUUCGUGUGUAUUGUAAAGAACACAACACCUGUCUGUUCCCCGACCAUAUGAGUCCUUCAUCAUAUUCUGAUGCCACCGCACAUAAAUUCUCACAAAUAGAAAAUGGAUUUAGGAUCACAUAUGAUAGCGAAGGUUCUGGCUCAAUACAACUUCGUUUUCUUCGACUGCUUUCGAAUGGUGCGAGACAAAACUUCACCUACAACUGUGUGAACACCCAAGCUCCACAAAGGUCAGACAUACCGGUAGAUUUGAUGAGAGUAAAUGAACUAAAACUAUUUGGACAAAACAACGUCGAGUUCAAAGAGCCAAAGAUUAUUAAGGACGAAUGCAAGGAUGGAACAGGUGAAAUAGUUCUUGAAGUGAAGACAUCUCGCAGCGAUAGAUUGCCGAUUAGUGAUUUUCAGCCGCUUUCGUUUGUAGACGCUGAGCAUGAGUUCUCAUUUACAGCUGGACCAAUAUGUUUUAACUAGAGGAAUGUAUACAUUAUGUACUUAAGCUUUGAUCAUUGUAAAUAUUGUAAAUAAAUGUUGUGACGACUAAAAAAUAUUGUUUUUUUUUUUAAUAUACAUCAAUAAUUGUAUUCGAAAUCUAUAGAUCUGGACUGGACUGAGCAAUCAAGCUGUUUAUUAAAUAUUGACAGAAAAA
Molecule: messenger RNA, 5614 nt
Organism: Vanessa atalanta (red admiral)
Lineage: Eukaryota; Metazoa; Arthropoda; Insecta; Lepidoptera; Nymphalidae
Product: collagen alpha-1(I) chain-like
Exons: 32
Coding region: 172-5439 (1755 amino acids)
Molecular function (GO): extracellular matrix structural constituent
Source: RefSeq, a predicted model, not a curated record